Linum trigynum is the source of this 5879-nucleotide messenger RNA. Lineage: Eukaryota; Viridiplantae; Streptophyta; Magnoliopsida; Malpighiales; Linaceae. The record is from the annotation of a GenBank genome assembly.
CGUGAGGUAAGUUAAUGAAAGGAAAACACACAAGUCAUUUCCCCUAAUCUCUGAACGAAGAACUUAAAAUUAAGCGUUAGAAGGUCCUCAAGUUGACACAACUUCAAUAGAUCAUCCUAGGUAUCUAGGAUUAUAUUUAAAAGCUCCAAACAAGCAUAUGCAUAACUUCAUAAACAACCCACAAAAGGAGUCUUAAGGGUACUUUUGUGUUUAGACAUGCAUAGAAGGGUUGAACUUGGAUACCAAAGCUAGUCAACACCUUACACAAGAAGUUUCACCACCACAGCCUUGUAUAAUUCAUUACCAACACACCAAGCAAUCUAAAGGUACUACCACCAAAGAUAAAGAGAUCAUAACUUUACCAAUUACCAUUUCCAAGUUGGUCCAAACAACAAAAUAUGAUCUUUCACUACAAGUGCACGGAAGAUCAACAAAAUGAUGCAAUACAUAUUACAGACAUGUGUUGUUGGAGUUAUGGCUACCUCGAUAAAAUUUUCUUAUCUUCUGCCAUUCACAAAACAAUUUUGUUCACAGUGGACGACGAUAAUCAACUAUGCGCAACCAAGAGACACAAACUAAAGCGAAAAAUGAUUCAGAAUAUAGCAAAAUAAGACAAGGGAACUAUCCUCCUCCUUAAGUUAUCAUACAGACAAUGUGGUUUCAGAUUUAUGCUAGAUUUAUUUCUGACCUUCGUAAACCAGUCGUCAGCUGAUAUUUCCAUCUUCUGUUGACUCGACAGAGGAACUUCCCAAUCUCCGUACGCGGAUGCAAGUUAACAAGAAAUUUCCUAUACGAUGCACCAAGAACAGAUGCAACUAAAGAUUGUCAAAAGAUAAAGAGAACUUGACAUUGGAUUUUGAAAUAGAUCUGCCCCGAACUUGAUACAAGCCCUGAAGCCAGGGCAUCGCCUACUAUCAAAUAUCCCAAGAAGAGACCAGAAACCCAAAAACAUCUCAUACACGUAUCACUUUCCAUGCCAACGCAAAAAAGAAAAAACCCAUUGAUACACAACACCCAUUAUGCGUAAUAGGCAUCCACAAAACACUGUAUGCAGAACCAUACUGUCAUAAAUUUGCACCCCAAUAAUCCCGAAACAGAAAUAAAUUGGUUACAGCAUGCAGUUAUAUACACCAAGUAUCCAACAGUUCUAUGUACACAUGUUGCACGCCUAUACAGAGUAGUCUCCACCCUUUGUGUUUGCUGAAGAAACCAAGCUCUCAACAUAUGUAACUCAAUCUCUUACCUUAAGGGUAACAUCUGAGAGAAUACCGCCUGACUGUCUUGGGCUUGAUGGAACACUAUGGAACUUGACAACCAACACCUUAAAACACGGCAAAAGUAUCACAAACAAUGCUCCGAGAAUAGCUGGUGCUGCAACAAGCCAUCCCAAUAGCUGCAGAAUCAACGUAGCAUCACUCAGAUCUCAUAUCACUAUACGAAGCAGAUCCUGAAAAUGGAGAUAAAGGUGCCAACGUACAAGCAAGAAAAUCAUGAACCACAAAUGCUGCUGAUUCUAUACGUCCACUAUGCAGUUAGGCUGAUGAUCAUUAAAGACAAUCCACUAAUAAUAAUAAAAUAAAAGCCCAUGUGUAUCCCUAAGUAACAGCCUUCAGUCUAAUUCAGCAAUUUCUAUUAGCAAUCACCAUGGAUGCUUGGGCUACUGUUCUGUCGUACAAUCACCAUUGAUUAACCGCAAUGAGUAGCUAACUGUUCUACCUCGAACAACGUAACUUUCUUGCCCGUCAGUUAUCUGAAUGUCUUAGGCUCUUAGCUAAUUUUGUUGAAGCGCAAGCCAUUCAUUACAUACGCAAAUAAUGUUGCAGCCCAAAAACAUAACAUCAUGCUAGUAGGUCAAAUCCAUGAAAUAUGAUCUAUUGGCUGUGAGGAAUAAAGAUGCUAACGUGUUACUUCGAACCAAGCUUGGCAACCUACCGCAUGAAGAACACUUUGAACGACUUCAUGAGAAGCUUCCCCAGUCAAGACCUUCUUCAAAGCAUCAGAUGUCAAUGGAAAAUGGGGUCCACCAAUAAUAACUUCCCCAAAACGCAAGAAUGGUACAACAAGACUUGUAAGAGAAAAUAUGUUUAAUAAGUCAGUAAACAAGGAAACCAAACAUGUCCGUACCUAUAUGAAGCUUGAAAUAAAUAAAAAAGUUUAAGAAAGAGUCAUUUGCAUUCCCCAAAAAACACAUUUCAUAAAAAAUCAGGGAAAAAAACAAAAAAAAAACCUAUUACUGCUUAGAAGCUCAACCUCUUCUCAUUCUAAUAACAGUUUCUAAGAUCAACUUGUAACCCCAAGCAAUAUCCAAAGUAGAAAAAACAAUUGACCCAGAUAACAUAAUGAAAGCACAUAUUACCUCAGCUCAAUAGGCGUUGCAAUAAGGUUUGCUAACAUCACGGUGGGAGCAUGGCAGCGCGAUCCAAGUAAUGCAAUUGCCAUCCCACACAGCAGAGCAGUGACUCCUGAAGACGACAUCAGGGCUAAUACUUUGAGUAGCUUCCAAUGUUACUCUUUAAAUUUUAUUUCAAACGUUAGAAAUGUUACAGGAAUCUAAAUAUGGGAAAACUACAUUCAGCCACAGCACCUUUUUCAUUGGCUAACAAUAUAGAUGUCAGAAGUAACUCGAGAUGAACUCAUAAAACUUUGUGCUAAACGAUAAGCGCAUAAUCCCUUAAGUUACAGGAAUCUACAUAAGGGAAAACUACAUUCAGCCACAUACACCUGUCACAAACAGCUACUUUGCAAUUUAAAUUUUCCUGACGAGAUACAAGAUAGAGUUCAUAAAUGCUUUUUUAUGUCCAAGGCUAUCAUCUCCUUGCAUAAUCCCAUGUUAACGAUAUGGUUCAAAGAAUUUUAUCCCAGCAUCAUCUAUAACUACAUCUCGCGCCCACUUAACAUGUAUGCAUCCUUGCUGUCAAAGUCGAUUUGAUGAAGGCUUUUGACUCGGUUCAUUGGGGUUAUUUGUUCAUGGUUAUGCAAAAGAUGAAUUUUCCUCCUAAGUUUCUAGAAUGGAUUAAAAUCUGUUUAGAAACAGCCAGCUUCAGUGUGACUGUGCAGGGCAGUCUCUUUGGGUUUUUCGUAGCUAAGAAGGGUGUGAGGCAGGGUGAUCCGUUAUCACCUUACCUCUUCACUAUCGCUAUGGAACCCCUAUCUUCCAUGUUGAACAGAGCAGUGUUGACUAGACAGAUUCCUUUUCACCCCCAAUGUAAAGCCAUCGGACUAACACGCCUUAGCUUUGCUGACGAUCUACUGAUUUUCACAGAGGGUUCAUCUCAGGCUUUAGAAUGUUUAAGGAAUGUGCUUGAUGUGUUCUAUAGACUUUCAGGUCUCCGAUGUAAUCCGCUUAAGUGUGAAGUGUUUUUUGGAGGAAUGGCGGAGAGAUCAAAACAAUUAGCCCAGGACAGAUCUGGGUUCAAGGAAGGCAGGCUGUCGGUGAGGUACCUAGGAGUGCCUCUUCAAUCUGGAUCGCUGUCUAGUAUUGAUUGUAACUUGCUCAUAGAUAAGUUGGCCAGCAGAAUUAGAUCAUGGCGUGCCAACAAACUAACAUAUGCUGGGAAACUACAGCUGAUCUCUUCAGUUCUCUACUCCAUCACCCAGUUCUGGAUGACAGUCUUUAUGCUGCCAAAGAAAGUUAUCAAUCGAAUUCAAAAAGUCUGCUCUGAUUUUCUCUGGUAUGGUGAGGGUACUGGGAGGGCCAAAGCCAGAUGGGAUUUGAUCUGCUUGCCUAAGAAGGAGGGAGGAUUAGGGCUGCGAGACCUAUAUACUUGGAAUGUGGCCUGUGUUUGGCAGAAUGGUUUGGACGCUUCUCAUGCGUGGGGGCUCGUUUUGGGUGGCUUGGAUCGAGAAACACAGGUUAAAAGGGAGAUCACUGUGGUUACUUCCUGAAACGCAAACUGGAUCUUGGCUAUGGAGAAAACUUCUCCAGCUGAGAUCAUGGUUUCAGUAUCGAUUGAUAGGAGGAGAUGCUGGGUCACUUGGGAGGGAAAGUUACUAGAGACUUUCUCCAUUCGAGCAGUGUGGCAGACUAUUCGACCUAGAAAUCAAGUAGUGAGGUGGUACUCAGCAUUGUGGGGGAAGUUUAACACACCUAGGCAUCGAUUCCUAACAAGGUUAGUCAUACAUCAUCGGAUCAAGACUCGAGUGCAACUAAAAGAUUGGGGUAUUGCUGAAUCUGAUCUAUGUUUACUUUGUCAUACUGAGCCUGAAAAGUAGAGAUGUACUUGAGCUUUCACAGCUACCAGGAAAAGUAAGGAGGAGUUGUUGCUUCAGCUCAAGGAAGAAGUUAGAUAUUAUUGUAUAGGCAAUACUGAAUUUCAUCAGGAAUUGGUCGGUAACCCUGUUUACUUUCAGGUCUGGAAUAAUGGCAGUAGUUGAUUCAAUGUAGUUAGCAAUUAGCAAAGUUAGCAGCUAGCAGUAGCUAUAGAAUUUGCAAGUGAUAGAAUUAGCAGAUGAUCUUUUUUUAUGUACAUUGCUGCAUAUAGCAGAUGUAUUUUUCGAGGAUGCUUGGUUUCAUCAAGCUUGAGCUUAAUAAAGAGACAACAACAAUUACCGGGGGGGGAAAAGCAAGGAGAUAACAGCCAGGAGCAAUUAGUCAGGCCGCAAUGAGAAUAACGAAGAUGGGAACCUCAUAAUUUUGCUAGAUCUGAGGUCAUGGACCAAUUUUCAAUCAGGGAAGCAAUACAAAAGACCUGCUGCAUGGAAAGUGAUACAUACCACAAAUGGGAAAGACUCCUAGGGUAAAGCCAAGAGCUGCAGAAAAUGCUAAUUGCUUUGGUUCCAUCCCUCUGCGGAUAAGAGAAACACAGACAUCAAGAACAGAAUCAAAAUCGAAAACUGAAUGAAUCAAUAAAGUUUCUCCACAAACAACCAACGAAAUCCACUUUAACAAAUGGAAUUCUACAUAAGAAGCCAACGGCAUUCAAUUAGCGGGAAACCGUAAACUCCAAGAAAUCAGGUCAGCGGAAGAGCUGCAAUUAUACAGCAUUCAAUAUUUUUACCACCGACUCCAAACAUGACUAAUAGCAAUAUUAUCAUUUCAUCUAUCGAACCGGGCAAAUGAGAGAUGCAGGUAAUCUCAGUCUCUACCCUAUGGUAAUAGAAAACAAAUGAGUUUACAAAGGUGAAAAUCAUUAUUUUAUAAUCAUAAUGUAAUUAUUCAAAACGAAGAUCGAAAGCAAAAGGACAGAGUACCUGCGCAGGAUUUGGUGGAGAGGAUCGACCACCCUCUUGCUGAACCAAGCCCCCAAAUCAAUCUUCGAUACGGCCACCAUUUCCUCUUCUCUCCUUACUUUGUCUGCUUCAAGCAGGGGUUUGAAAUAGUUCUGCUCUCUCCCUGCUUUUCUGAUCAUAACCCAUCACAGUGACAGUUGAGCAGUGAGGAAGAAGAAAGCAAACUAAUUAAGAAAGCAUAUACAGUGGGUGAGAGGAGAGCAGAAGGUGAUCGAACUUGGAUCUAGCUUAGGAAAGUCUAAUUUAGGUUGGACUGUUGGAGGAAUCGGUUAGAUCUAGUUGAUAAGGGAUUUAAAGAGUAGCAGAGCAGUGAAAUUAAGUUGCACAUAAUCUAAGGAAGGAAGCGGAUGUAUGAUAGCUGCGAUUACCUUAUCAACGGCAAAAGGGGAAACGAAACGAAAGGCCACGGUUGCGGAGGCGGUCGCUAGCGCUGUUCAGUUCGUCUAUGGGCACGGCCGCACGGAUGUUGGGAGUUUGGAUCGGAGAUUCUGGAGGAGUUAUGCUAUGACUACGCUGAAGGGAAGGGAUGGGAUGGGAUAGGAUGGCCGGAUGGGUUGCAGGAGGAGAAGAAGAAAGAAGGGAACUUAACGGAAGAAGGAACGUUGUGUUUGCUGGAGGGAAGAGAGAGAAGGCGAAAGGAAUUAUGCAAU